ACCGUCGUCGCGUGCACGUCGUCGGCACGUCUGUUCGUUUGUUUGUAUAUUCGCUCAAGUUCGCGUUCGAAUCACCAUGUCCGGCAGAGGCAAAGGCGGUAAAGUGAAGGGCAAGUCAAAGUCGCGCUCAUCGCGUGCCGGACUCCAAUUUCCAGUGGGUCGCAUCCACAGGCUGCUGCGUAAAGGUAACUACGCCGAACGCGUCGGUGCCGGUGCACCGGUGUACCUCGCCGCCGUUAUGGAAUACUUGGCCGCUGAAGUGCUGGAAUUGGCCGGUAACGCUGCCCGAGAUAACAAGAAAACUCGCAUCAUCCCACGUCACUUGCAACUUGCCAUCCGCAACGACGAAGAAUUAAACAAGCUGCUCUCGGGCGUCACAAUUGCGCAAGGUGGUGUUUUACCAAACAUUCAAGCCGUGCUUUUGCCGAAGAAAACCGAAAAGAAGCCUUAAAUAUCGACAUCAAUAUCAAACGGCCCUUCUCAGGGCCACAAAAUAAUAAAUUUAUAGAAAAAUUGCCCUCACACACACACACAUAAACCUAUAAUUUUUUAUGUUUGAAAUAAAAGUGCACAAUACAAUAAAUUAGAUUUGUUUUAUAUGUUUUGAAGUAAAAAUAUACGCGUC
Messenger RNA from Dalotia coriaria, 625 nucleotides. Its product is annotated as histone H2A. The coding region runs from base 77 to 451 and encodes 124 amino acids. The record is from RefSeq and is a predicted model, not a curated record. NCBI's taxonomy places the organism in Eukaryota, Metazoa, Arthropoda, Insecta, Coleoptera, Staphylinidae. Gene Ontology annotation, molecular function: protein heterodimerization activity; structural constituent of chromatin; DNA binding. Gene Ontology annotation, biological process: heterochromatin formation. Gene Ontology annotation, cellular component: chromatin; nucleosome. The transcript has a single exon.